AUGUCGUCUCCAAAGCGGAUGAAACGCGGCGUCGACGACGAUGUCGCGGGGGACGGUUCGACUUCCCCAAAUCUCGACGACGCCCCGCUCUUGGAACGACCCGCCGCGGACGCGCGCACGCGCGAUGUCGUAGACGACGACGACGACGACGACGGCAGAUCCAUCGACGACCUGCGGCGGGAGAACGCCGACCUACGGCGGGCGAACGCCGCGCUUGAGGAGGAGCUCCGAUCGCUGCGCGAAGCCGCGCGCUCGCCGUCACUCCUGGAGCGAUUCGCCGCGGACGCGAACGUCACCGAGCACGUGCUCUCGCGGCUUGACGGCGGCGACCUCGCGAUGCUCGCGCUGGUGAGCCGGAGUAUGCGCGACGUCGUCUUCACGUCGUCCGUCGAGCAUGACGUGAGGGAUGUCCCGGCGGUGAGGAGGGAGCUCGAGAGGAUGCCGAACUUCGUCGGGUCGGUCAGCAGGUUGGCGUGGGCGAAGGAGCGAGGGUGUCCGUGGGACGCGAGGAUUUGCCGCGAAGCCGCGGAAGGCGGCCACCUGGAGGUGCUGCAGUGGGCGCGCGCGAACGGCGCUCCGUGGGACAAGUGGACUUGCGCCGAAGCCGCGAGUGGCGGCCACCUGGAGGUGCUGCAGUGGGCGCGCGCGAACGGCUGCCCGUGGGACGACUGGACUUGCAUCUAUGCCGCGAAAGGCGGUCACCUUGAGGUGCUUCAGUGGGCGCGCGCGAGCGACCCUCCCUGUCCGUGGGACUCGAUUACUUGCACCUAUGCCGCGAAAGGCGGCCACCUGGAGGUGCUGCAGUGGGCGCGCGCGAACGGCGCUCCGUGGGACAUGUGGACUUGCCGAAAAGCAGCGAAAUACGGUCACCUGGAGGUGCUGCAGUGGGCGCGCGCGAACGGCGCUCCGUGGGACGCGAGGAUUUGCCACGAAGCCGCGGUAUACGGCCACCUGGAGGUGCUGCAGUGGGCGCGCGCGAACGGCGCUCCGUGGGACAUGUGGACUUGCCGCGUAGCCUCGUUAGGCGGCCACCUGGAGGUGCUGCAGUGGGCGCGCGCGAACGGAUGUCCGGAGUUUGACGAUGACAGCGCGCGCGCGAACGGAUGUCCGGAGUCAGACCCAGACCGAAUCAGUUUUGAUAGCGAAUUCUUACGAACGCACUGCUUUUCUGACAAUGACAGUACUGACAGCGAAGAUGACGAUGACAGUGUUGACAGCGAAGAUGACGAUGACAGUGUUGACAGCGAAGAUGACGACGACAGUGUUGACAGUGAAGAUGACGACGACAGUGUUGACAGUAGCACGCCCGGGCGGUGA
Molecule: messenger RNA, 1317 nt
Organism: Micromonas pusilla CCMP1545
Lineage: Eukaryota; Viridiplantae; Chlorophyta; Mamiellophyceae; Mamiellales; Mamiellaceae
Exons: 1
Coding region: 1-1317 (438 amino acids)
Molecular function (GO): protein binding
Source: RefSeq, a predicted model, not a curated record